CCUGCCGGCCGCAGCAUGCGUGGCGCGCCGCGCUCGUGCGCGCUGGCGGUGGGCGUGGCCUCGGCGCUGGCGCUGCUGCUGCACCUCUGGGUGCCCGCGGGCCCCCCCAGCGUGGACCUGAGCGGCCCCCCCCGCCUGCCGCCCCCCCCACGAGGGCCCGCGCGCGCCUACCCGCACGUGCCCUUCCGCCUGCGCCGUGACGUCAUCGAGCUGCUGCCCGGGAACGGGUGCUCGUGCGCGGCGGAGCCGGGGCCGCUCUUCGGGCAGGGCCGCGGCGCCGUUGACUUCGGCAGCAGCUUCGGAACCGGCGAGCGGCGGCUGCAGCAGCAGCGGGAGCGCGAGUUCCGCUCGUACCGGCAGCGGGUGCAGUCUCCGGCCGAUCGCCUCCUCAUCGUCCGCGCUAACUCGCCCCUGGAGUACCCGGCGCAGGGGGUGGAGGUGCGGCCGCUGCAGACGGUGCUGGUGCCCGGGCUCAGCCUGCAGGCGGCCGGCAGGGAGAGCUAUGAGGUGAACCUGACGGCCUCCAUGGGGACGCUGGCGGUGGCUGCGGUGGUAGAGGGGGUGCUGCUGCGCGGUGAGGGGCAGCCCCACCUCUCCAUGGCCAGCACCCGCCUGGACCACCUCAACCGGCAGCUCCAGUUCGUCACCUACACCAACACCGUGUUCCACCCCGACACCGCCGACAUCGUGCAGUUCUGCACCCACGGGCACGAGGCCGCCUUCGCCAUCCGCAUCCGGCACCCGCCCGCGCCAAGGCUCUAUGGGCCCGGGGACAGUGACGGUGACGGAGGUUACAACGUCUCGGCUCUGGUCACCAUCGCCACCAAAACCUUCCUGCGCUACGAGAAGCUGCGGGGGCUCCUCUCCAGCAUCCGCCGCUUCUACCCCGGCGUCACCGUGGUGGUGGCCGACGACAGCCCCCGGCCCGAGCCGCUCAGCGGGCCCCACCUCGAGCACUACGUCAUGCCCUUCGGCAAGGGCUGGUUCGCGGGGCGGAACCUGGCCGUGUCCCAGGUGAGCACCAAGUACGUGCUGUGGGUGGACGACGACUUCAUCUUCACGCCCCGCACGCGGCUCGAGAAGCUCGUGGAUGUGCUGGAGAGAACCAGCCUGGACCUGGUGGGUGGCGCUGUGCGGGAGAUCACCGGUUUCACCACCACCUACCGGCAGCGGCUCUCGGUGCGGGCGGGCGGCGCGGGCGGGGACUGCCUGCGGGCCCGCCCCGGCUUCCAUCACCGCCUCGCGGGCUUCCCGGCCUGCGUCGUCACCGACGGCGUCGUCAACUUCUUCCUGGCCCGCACGGACAAGGUCCGGCAGGUGGGGUUCGACCCCCGGCUGCGGCGCGUGGCGCACCUCGAGUUCUUCAUUGACGGGCUGGGGGUGCUGCACGUGGGCUCCUGCGAGGACGUGGUUGUGGACCACGCGUCCAAGCUGGCGCUGCCGUGGCGCCGCUCCGAGGGCGAGCGCCAGUACGCGCGGUACCGGUACCCGGCGGCGCGCGACGACAGCCUCAGCCUCAAGCAUCGCCUCUUCUUCUUCAAGAACCGCUUCAAGUGCAUGGCUGGCAACUGAACCCCCCCCGGCCUCCCGCGGGGCAGCCGGC
Molecule: messenger RNA, 1603 nt
Organism: Neopsephotus bourkii (Bourke's parrot)
Lineage: Eukaryota; Metazoa; Chordata; Aves; Psittaciformes; Psittacidae
Gene: B4GALNT1
Product: beta-1,4-N-acetyl-galactosaminyltransferase 1
Exons: 10
Coding region: 16-1572 (518 amino acids)
Biological process (GO): ganglioside biosynthetic process
Cellular component (GO): Golgi membrane
Molecular function (GO): hexosyltransferase activity
Source: RefSeq, a predicted model, not a curated record